Messenger RNA from Synchytrium microbalum, 2025 nucleotides. RefSeq lists its product as uncharacterized. Gene Ontology annotation, cellular component: cytoplasm. Bases 1 to 2025 code for a protein of 674 amino acids. The transcript is spliced from 12 exons. NCBI's taxonomy places the organism in Eukaryota, Fungi, Chytridiomycota, Chytridiomycetes, Synchytriales, Synchytriaceae. The record is from RefSeq and is a predicted model, not a curated record.
AUGCUGCCCAGGAAGGGAAGCAACAAUAGCAGUGGUUCAAGGAGAGCAAGUGCCACAUCUCAGUCGUCUCUUGCUUCCAUCAACCAAAAACUCCAGGCGAGAUUGUCUGCCACUUCACCGCCAUCAUCAGCGAUACCAAUGGAUCACCCACAUAACUCAAGUGUCACUACGGUGCUCCUGGUCCAGUUUCAUCAUCGCAAUGGCCCUCAAGUGGAAUUCACUCACCCUCCAUUCCCUGCCAUCCCUGGAACAUCUCCAACAUCUACUGAAGAUCAAAGUGGUGCUACUGAUGCCAGCGUGGGGUCGCCAUCUAAUCAUACUACUACUGCUACUAUAACACAUGUGGAUCCAAAUCUCUCUCAUGCCGCUGUCGAACUACCAAAUGAGUGGGCAUUCCUACCAUUCUUGUGUCUUCCUGAUGGUGCACAUGGUGCUGAUGAGGAUUUUAUAUACUUUCACUUGCCUCCAGUCCCUGCUUGGGCUCCAGGGUUUCCACAAGCUACUCUCUUUGGUUUGGCGUGCUUUAGACAGCUGGACUCCAAUGACUUGGUCGUCAAGGCUGCUGAUGUGACUCGAUCUCGUGUACAGAAAGCUGUCGUGGUCUUAGCCAAGGAGCCAAUACUGAAUUCAAUACGUGACAAGCUACGGUUGACGACACAGGCCUUGUUUGCCCAACGUGAUUUCUCCAAACUCGACAUUCUCAAUGACCUCUACGACAACAUCACCAACGUAUCUACAAGAGAUCCAAUAUCUGAUAGCUCAUUAUAUAUGGGCAUAUCAUUACGAGAAAUGGUUCACAAAUUCCGUACAAAAACCCUCCAAUUAUUUAAACUGUUUCUGCUGGAAAAACGAAUCUUGUUCUUCGGUGCUAGAGUUGAAAAAGUUUGUUUGUAUCAAUACGGGCUAGUGGCGCUUAUUCCAGAGCUCCUGAGGAAUUUAAAGGAUGUCGGAGCACCAGAAUUAGGUUAUGAUGAUGUAGAAGUAGAUGGUAAUGCAGAACAUACAUCAGCACCUACUGCUGCUGCAAGGUAUAAAGCCUUUGGGCUUCCACUGAAAUUAUUUGGACAGGGUGCAUUCUUCCAGCCAUACAUCCCACUGCAACAAAUGGAUGUCCUCACUUCCUCAGCAACAAACUCUUUCUUGGUUGGAACCUCAAAUAUUAUAUUCACACACAAGACUUCCAUGUUUGAUGCUGUAAUUAAUGUUGAUCAAGGCACAAUUGAAAUAGCGGAUCCAACGUUAAGUAGUUAUCUGCAAUUGACUGCAGCAGACAAAAGAUUUAUGGAAGAGAUAAAUAAAGCUGUGCUGGCAUCAUGGUCUCCUGAUGGUGAAAACAACGAGAAUCAACAAAUCAACUAUGAAGGUUCAGAUGAGGAUAUACGGUCACGAUUUGAAAUGUAUUUACUAUCAUUAAUGUCAUGUGUCAAGGCCGCUGAUAAUGCUUCAAACGGUUCACCUUCUUCACCUGCUCCCAAAGCCAAGGAUCUCUUAAGUGAGUUCAAUCCAAUUUGGGUUGCUCAAUGGAUGGCAACCAAUAAUUAUGGAACGUGGGAUCGAAGCACGAGUCCAUCUAUAUGCGAAUUGUAUCCACCUAGUCAUCCCUUCCAAGGUACAACUGCUUUGGGAGCUAUGCAAGCAUCUCUAGCCAACAAAAUGACCGAAAUGAAACUAGACCGAGCCAUCUCAAACACAUCCAACAAACUGCAAGAAGGCCAACAAAAGCUAUUCGCCGGUGUUUCUUCAUGGUAUGAGAAACGGAGACGCGAAUGGAAUAUGUCUGGUGACGCCAAAUCUGAAAUGAAGUCUCCAUCGUCGAUGUCAAUCGCACUACCUGGGAAUGGCGGAGUUGGGAUGAGCAAGUCACAUUCAGAUAAUGGAGCACAUGAAGAUGGAGUUAUAGUACCUGGAGAAGGAGAAGAAGCUAUGGAUGAUUAUGUGGAUGUGGUUAUACCUGCAGCUCAUCCUAACACUGUUGAAGGACGGUUAUCGAACAGUCAUGAUGCAGUUGAUAGUGCUCUCAAAUGA